AAGAGGCUUGUCAGUGCGCAAUCUUAUCCAAAAGACCCCUUUUCUGAUCGCAUGGACAUUUCGGUACUGAAAGUCCGACCUAGGAAAACAUGGGCAAUACUCCACCAAAACACAAUCACCGUGGGAAGACAGAUGGUGUACGAUGGUUGCCUAUGACGGUGAAAAGCCCUUAACAGUUUCCGACGAGCUCAUUCACUGGAAUAUGAUCUUUAGAACGACUAAGCUUCAGACGAUAAGAGUUACACUCCGAGCAAAGCUAUUUGGUUCCGUGGCAGCUAAGAGGAUCAGCUUGACACGUACAUUCCCCACUCUUCCAUUAACAUCUUGUUAAGAUGGACGGUCUGACAAUUUUGUCAGUAGUGGACGAAGAUCUGCCGCGACUAGCGGAGAUCAGCUUUCAUGCACGUCAGGAUAACCCAUUGACUCGAGCAAAGUGGCCCGAAGAAAUAUCAAUGGACCCGAAAACCCGAAAAGACAACUUUACAUCCCGUUUCAUAUUCGACUACUCGUCCUCGCGUUCAACAUAUCUCAAAGCAACUCUGAAUUCCGAGAUCAUUGGGUUCAUCGUGUGGGACGACCCACAGGAUCCCAAAGUCCAUCGCAUCAACGAUUGUAUCAGUCACGAACAAUACCUCCGUGGGGCAGAUAUGACCCUGCUGAGAUCUAUGGGCGCUCGGCACAAUGAGGCUGAAUCAGAGGUUGAUUCUCCACACCAAUACCUCUCGGACAUUAACGUCGCCAAGGAGGCACAGGGGAAAGGGGUGGGCAGUCAGCUCUUGGAUUGGGGCUUGCGGCUGGCGCAGAGGCGCCGUCAGCCAGUAUUCUGUUUGUCCUCUGAUGAGGGCUUUCGUCUGUACAGCAAGCGGGGAUUUGAAGUGGUGAGAUGGGUCGAGUUUCAGACGUCAUCUGGGGACAUCAUCAAGGAAAGAGUUCUUUGGAAACCAUGCAAGCCGUCGCAAGAAGAAGAUGGGCCAUAAUCGUACUCUCCUUUUCACCACGGUGCGCCUGUUGAUAGGGCUUGAAUGCAUUUGCGGGCU
Kockovaella imperatae is the source of this 1037-nucleotide messenger RNA. Its product is annotated as acyl-CoA N-acyltransferase. The transcript has 4 exons. Bases 333 to 977 code for a protein of 214 amino acids. NCBI's taxonomy places the organism in Eukaryota, Fungi, Basidiomycota, Tremellomycetes, Tremellales, Cuniculitremaceae. The record is from RefSeq and is a predicted model, not a curated record. Gene Ontology annotation, molecular function: acyltransferase activity, transferring groups other than amino-acyl groups.